AGACAAUUUUACAUGUAUUGGAGACCAGGCCAGAAGCACUUCUGAAUUAAGAACCCAGAUUCUUUGUGGAGACAUUGAAGAGAGCACUAAGAUCAGAAGAUGAGUGAACUUGACCAGCUACGGCAGGAGGCCGAACAACUUAAAAACCAAAUUAGAGAUGCAAGAAAAGCUUGUGCAGAUGCAACUCUCUCUCAGAUCACAAACAACAUCGACCCUGUCGGAAGAAUCCAGAUGCGUACCAGGAGAACGCUGAGGGGGCACCUGGCCAAGAUCUAUGCCAUGCAUUGGGGCACAGACUCCAGGCUGCUAGUUAGUGCCUCACAGGAUGGCAAACUUAUCAUCUGGGAUAGCUACACCACCAACAAGGUCCACGCCAUUCCUCUGCGCUCCUCUUGGGUCAUGACUUGUGCAUAUGCCCCUUCUGGGAACUAUGUGGCUUGUGGUGGCCUUGAUAACAUCUGCUCCAUUUACAAUCUGAAAACUCGUGAAGGGAAUGUACGCGUGAGCCGUGAGCUGGCUGGACACACAGGUUACCUGUCCUGCUGCCGCUUCCUGGAUGACAAUCAGAUCGUCACCAGCUCUGGAGAUACCACCUGUGCGCUGUGGGACAUAGAGACUGGCCAGCAGACGACCACAUUCACGGGACACACCGGGGAUGUCAUGAGCCUGUCCCUCGCUCCAGACACCAGAUUGUUUGUCUCUGGUGCUUGUGACGCUUCGGCCAAGCUCUGGGACGUGCGAGAAGGGAUGUGUCGGCAAACCUUCACUGGCCACGAGUCUGACAUCAACGCCAUCUGCUUCUUUCCAAAUGGCAACGCAUUUGCCACUGGCUCAGACGAUGCUACCUGCAGGCUGUUUGACCUCCGUGCAGACCAGGAGCUCAUGACAUACUCCCACGACAAUAUUAUCUGUGGGAUCACCUCUGUCUCCUUUUCCAAGAGUGGGCGCCUUCUCCUUGCUGGCUACGAUGACUUCAACUGCAAUGUCUGGGAUGCACUCAAGGCGGACAGGGCUGGUGUCCUGGCUGGGCAUGACAACCGUGUCAGCUGCCUGGGAGUGACUGACGAUGGCAUGGCCGUGGCGACGGGGUCCUGGGACAGCUUCCUCAAGAUCUGGAACUAACACCAACAGGUAGGGAGCAGCCCAUGUGGACUCCGUGGUGACUGGAAGACCAUUCCAGACCCUGAUGAGUUACAGUGAUAGCAAAUCCGCCCGACCGCACUAACUCGGACCCCGACCCCCGCCCCCAGAACUUCAAAAGGGCAAGAUCUUCUUUUCCUUCACUUAUUGCUAAAACAAAGAGCACAAUUCCCAGUAAGAGAAGACUCUGGCUGUAAACGAAAACAAAUUGUGCAUUCCUCUCGGGACCAUUGUCUUUGUUUUCUUUUCUGUCUUGAAUGAAUUUUAAAAGGAAAUACUAUAAUAAAAAUGUUAACCAGAA
Molecule: messenger RNA, 1441 nt
Organism: Orycteropus afer afer
Lineage: Eukaryota; Metazoa; Chordata; Mammalia; Tubulidentata; Orycteropodidae
Gene: GNB1
Product: G protein subunit beta 1
Biological process (GO): G protein-coupled receptor signaling pathway
Cellular component (GO): cytoplasm; heterotrimeric G-protein complex
Molecular function (GO): signaling receptor complex adaptor activity; protein binding
Source: RefSeq, a predicted model, not a curated record